AACCCUAGAAGUUAUUAUGCUUCGACGGUCACCUCCCGCCCUCCGACUAGAGAGAGAGAGAGCGCGCGGCCUCAUCGUCAUCCUUAGUUUCACCGGCAAGGCAGCGUCGUCGUCGUCGGAGAAAGAAAGAGAGGGCCGAAGAUGGGGUCGGAGAAGAAACUGUCUAAUCCGAUGAGGGAGAUCAAGGUGCAGAAGCUCGUUCUUAACAUCUCCGUCGGUGAGAGUGGAGACAGAUUGACUCGUGCCGCGAAGGUCUUGGAGCAAUUGAGUGGACAAACCCCAGUUUACUCCAAAGCUAGAUAUACUGUUAGGUCUUUCGGGAUCAGGCGUAAUGAAAAGAUCGCUUGCUAUGUCACCGUUAGGGGGGAGAAGGCGAUGCAGCUAUUGGAAAGUGGACUGAAGGUAAAGGAAUACGAGUUGUUGAGGAGGAACUUCAGUGAUUCUGGAUGCUUUGGAUUUGGAAUCCAAGAGCAUAUCGAUCUUGGUAUCAAGUAUGAUCCCUCAACUGGUAUUUAUGGUAUGGACUUCUAUGUUGUUUUGGAGCGUGCUGGAUACCGAGUGAGUCGCCGGCGCCGAUGCAAAUCAUGUGUAGGCCUUCACCACAGGGUGACAAAGGAGGAUGCCAUGAAGUGGUUCCAAGUUAAAUACGAGGGUGUUAUCCUUAACAAGGCUCAAACAACUGCUGCUUCCUAGUUAUGCUUUGUUUUUGUUGGUUUUGGAUUCAGUUUUGUUUCCAUUGAGUUUCUAUCUACGGAUAGAGAAGGACUUAAUGCAUUGUGCCAAAGAACAGUUUCAUGUUGAAUUAGGGCGUACAUUUUGUUCUCGGUUGGUAUUUUCAGGUGGUGGUGGCACUUUGUUAUUGCCAACAUGUUUUCUCUUGAGUCGUUUAGGUUCUUCUGUUUUAUUUUCUGAUUAGCUUAUGGAUACGUUCAUUAUCUCUA
This is a messenger RNA of Nymphaea colorata (pocket water lily), 941 nucleotides long. RefSeq names its product 60S ribosomal protein L11-like. NCBI's taxonomy places the organism in Eukaryota, Viridiplantae, Streptophyta, Magnoliopsida, Nymphaeales, Nymphaeaceae. The transcript has 5 exons. Gene Ontology annotation, biological process: translation. The coding region runs from base 142 to 693 and encodes 183 amino acids. The record is from RefSeq and is a predicted model, not a curated record. Gene Ontology annotation, cellular component: ribosome; cytosolic large ribosomal subunit. Gene Ontology annotation, molecular function: structural constituent of ribosome; RNA binding.